Messenger RNA from Anisakis simplex (herring worm), 1131 nucleotides. Lineage: Eukaryota; Metazoa; Nematoda; Chromadorea; Rhabditida; Anisakidae. The record is from the annotation of a GenBank genome assembly.
AUGCAAUCAUUUAAGGGUGCUAAGCCGCUGAAAGGUUCUCAAGCUAUGGAGCAUUAUAUGCCGGAAAUUUUCUGGCACGACAGGAAAGCGUUAUUGUCCGUGCACUUCGGCAGCACAAAGAAUUCGGGCGAUACUUAUAAGAUCGUCACGACAAGUGUUCAAAAAGAAGUGCGUAUUUGGAGUUUUGAAUUUGUAAACGAGAGCGGUGGACAAGGACGUGAUGCAUUGGCAGUGAAUUUCGUUGCGAAUUUGGUUGGCCAUCGAGGUGUCGUGAAUGUGGCUCGAUUCUCACCUGAUGGCGAAAUACUGGCGUCAGGUGAUUGUGAUGGCCAGGUGUUUCUUUGGAAAAUUGGGCCUGAGGUACCGAUUGCGUCUUCAAUAGAGACAUGUCAAAUGGACGAUUUACCACCGAAUAAAGAGAACUGGGUACGGAUGAGAGCACCGCUGAGGCACGAUAGUGACGUUUGUUCAUUGUGUUGGAACGGAGAUGGUCAAUAUUUGGCCACUGUAUCAAACGAUGAAUCAAUUGUUGUGCAUAAUAUUAAAACAGGCUCUCGUCUUUGGUCGAUUCGAAAUUAUCGUCAUUUUCCGAAUGGAGUCGUGUGGGAUCCGAGAGGGAAAUACGUUGUGACGAUGUCAACCGAUCGAAAACUGGAUAUUAUUGAUGCCGCGAAAGGCAGUAAAUUGAAAUGCAUUUGGACUGUACAUAUGAAGUCGAGCGUUGUUUGCGGGGAGCAUUUGCAUGACGAGAACUAUAAAUUGUUUCACGAUGACCAAUUGAUAAGUUUUGCGAGAGGACCAGAUUUCACACCGGACGGAGAAUUGCUCAUUGUUCCCUGUGCUCAUUUAGAGAUAGGUAGUUCGAAUAUUUACGGCACUUAUAUCUUUCGUCGUUGUGAUUUUGACAAAGAUCGACCGUAUGCCUUUCUACCUUCACCAAAACCGACUUUGAGAGUAGCGUGUAGCCCGGUCACAUAUAAAUUGCGAAGUGACAUCUCAGAGAAUGCCUUAGGAUUUGAUUAUCGAACCGUCUGGGCUGUGCUAACCAGUGAUUCGGUAAUAAUUUAUGAUAGUCAGUGUGUGAAACCGUUUGCCUAUGUUGGCAAUAUUCAUUACAAUACACUAACUGAC